UUAAAAUCAAACCAAUACCAUUCUCUGAACCGGAUCUGAAAUUGUUCGAAACCAAUCAUAGAGCACACUCCGAUCACCGUCUUCCUUCAUCCAAGCUAAACCGCCGGUUCUCCACCAACAAUUGCGCCCCUCCCUCGAGCUACCCUACCCUGAUUGCUCCCCUGGAACAUUUUAUAUAAACCUCUAUUUACCCAAUUGCCCCUUGCCCCCUUUCUUCAUCUCUGUCUUGUCUCUAUCUUCCCCCCUCAUACGUGCAAGGUUCAGCUCACUACCCCACUCCUUCCCUUGUUCCUCAUUUACUUUCAUUUUCAGGGUCACCACACCAACUCUCCCCAGCCCCCUUCCCUCUGUUUGUCCUCUCCAAAAACAUUUACUUCAAUUCAAUUUUAGAUUUUAAUACCCUGCUUCUUCUUUGGGCUUCUUCUAUGCCUGAAUUCUCAAUACAUUGACAGUAAUCAAUAGUAUCAGUUCCUGCCUAGAAGCUUUUUGCUUUUAGUCCCAAGUCUCAAUUUAUAUAUGUGUUUCGUCAACCUUAAUGAAUCAAGAUAAAUUCAGCAAUACCCACUUGUUUUCUUUGUGUGUUUCUUCUGUUUCUUUGAACCAGAACCUGAGAAAUUAAGAAAUCUAAGCAGGAAUUGAAAUAUCUUCUUCAGUUUUGUUGUAUUUCUAAAUGGGUUUUUGGUUUCUGCUCUUUCUGACAAUUUUAAGCUCUUCUACUCUCACAAUAUCAGAUCCAAAUGAUGAAGCAUGCUUAACCCACCUAAGCCAAUCUUUAAAAAACCCAACAAAUUCACUCCAAAACUGGACUAAACCCAAUCUUGCAAACCCAUGUUCUGGUUUUAACUCAUAUCUCUCUGGUGCUACUUGCAACAAUGGCCGAAUCUAUAAACUCUCCCUUACCAACCUUUCCCUUCAAGGCUCUAUUUCUCCUUAUAUCUCCAACUGCACCAAUCUUCAGACCCUUGACCUCUCCUCCAACGCUCUGUCUGGUCCUAUCCCUGAAGAUUUACAGUACUUGGUCAAUCUUGCAGUGCUUAAUCUCUCGUCUAAUAGACUGGAGGGAGAGAUCCCCCCACAGCUUGCAUUGUGUGCUUAUUUGAAUGUGAUUGAUUUUCAUGAUAAUUUUCUCACUGGUCAAAUCCCACAGCAACUGGGUCUUUUAGUAAGAUUAUCAGCUUUUGAUGUCAGCAAUAAUAAGCUUUCAGGGCCAAUCCCUGGUCCAUUGGGAAACAGAAGUGGGAAUUUGCCGCGAUUCAACGCGACGUCUUUUGAAGGAAAUAAGGAUCUUUACGGCUACCCAUUGCCUCCGAUGAAGAAUAAAGGUUUGUCAGUUUUAGCCAUUGUUGGGAUCGGUUUGGGAAGUGGGUUUGCCAGUUUGGUGCUCAGUUUCACUGGCGUUUGUAUUUGGUUGAAGAUUUCUGAGCAGAAGAUGGCCCUUGAAGAAGGCAAGAACAGCCAGCUUAUGCCUGAUUAUUGACCGUAAUUCACCAUGGAUUCUUAAGAAAAUGAAAAACAAAGAAAGAAAGAAGGAAAGCAAAACGAUGUCAAGGUAUGCUUAGGUGUUGAUCUUAAUAGACAAAGAGUUGGUAUUUCAUUUGAAGCGUGAGCUAAUGCUAUUUUUCUCAGAUGGGGUUCUUGCAGCUAGCGGUUGUAUUUUACUGAAUUUUGGAAGCUUUUUUCUUUUUUUUUUUUUUUUCGGUAUUUCUUCCUCCAUCCCUACCCUUUUAACCUUUUUAUUUUAUUUUGUUAUAUAUCUGUAGUAUUUCCUCUCGAAAAUCAAUAGUGUAUAAAUUAAUUCAAACAAGAAAUAGUUCAGCUUCUUUGACUUUCAAUCU
Manihot esculenta (cassava) is the source of this 1835-nucleotide messenger RNA. RefSeq names its product receptor-like protein 44. The transcript has a single exon. Gene Ontology annotation, molecular function: protein binding. The record is from RefSeq and is a predicted model, not a curated record. NCBI's taxonomy places the organism in Eukaryota, Viridiplantae, Streptophyta, Magnoliopsida, Malpighiales, Euphorbiaceae. The coding region runs from base 671 to 1477 and encodes 268 amino acids.